Ostrea edulis (European flat oyster) is the source of this 7005-nucleotide messenger RNA. Its product is annotated as kelch-like protein 26. Bases 5162 to 6976 code for a protein of 604 amino acids. The record is from RefSeq and is a predicted model, not a curated record. The transcript has 4 exons. Gene Ontology annotation, molecular function: protein binding. NCBI's taxonomy places the organism in Eukaryota, Metazoa, Mollusca, Bivalvia, Ostreida, Ostreidae.
AUAGUGGAUACUGAAAAAAAGAAACCAUUGCAAUACUUUUAAUGCAGGGUUUAUAACGAUAGUUUUAGGGGCGAGAUCAAAAGAUCGUUUUCGGAUAAAAAUCUUAAUUGAAAUAGUUAGGGAGAGGAAGGGGGUUAAAAGCUUCUGCAGGUUCCUGUCAUCCGACAUCAAUUACAAUUUGGUGGAAAAAGAAAAAAGCCAAGUGACUUAAAAACACAUAAUAAUGAUACAUUUUAAUGAACAUUUAAUGAUUUUAAUUUGUACACUUUCAUUUGAGAAUGAACUGUAGAAAAGGUAAACAGAUUAUUAUUUAUACUUGUUAAUCGAUUAGUCUCAACAUUCAUCAUAUUUAGUUUUAAGGGGGUGAAAACUAUAUGAAUUUAGUUGUUUGUUUUUGGUCAGACAUUGAACUUUUGAUCUCGCCCCUUACGUAUUGUACAUUUGAUCCAUGCUUACUAAAUUCUUGCAUUUUAAUCAAAAGUUAAAUACACAUAUCCAUAUAGAAAUUCUAAGCAAUAACAUGAAAAUAUUGAAAUCAACUUUCUGAUUGACUAAGAAUUGAGGGGCACUUAUAAUAGGAAAAUUUGUAACACAAUGAUAUCUAGGUAUUUGAAAGAAAUACGAACUAAUGUAUAAAAUUCAGAAUAUAAAACAAUUUAAUGUUCCAUUAGAUAUCUAUUUAUAUUCCGCAAUUUUGAAACAGAAAAACCCAUAUACGAACAAAAACUCUAGCAUUUCGUAGCUCAGGUUUUGUUACCAUGAUCAAUGAAGCGUCUAAUGAAAUAACACAUUUUAAGUAAACAUGUCGUUUAUUAUCAUGAUCAAACAAAUGACGUAAUAAACCGAGUUCAAACAAAAUUUGCUGGGACAACUUAAUACAAACAACCGUUUACUAAUGACUAGGUUUGCAAAUGAGCAAAUAAACAUGUAAAUUACACAAAUUGAUCCCAGCCAAUAUUCAUAUAAAAACACUAAUAAUAUCAAAAAAGGCGGCGCACAAAAAGACCACAAAGCAAUGAGACAUGCGAACAAGUUGCAUGUAAGUUGCUGCGCCACCCAAGGAAUGGCGGUUAAAUCACCCGAACCCAACAUGACAUUGUAACGGAAAAUUUGAAAAUAUGAAAUAAGUUAAAUAAAUAAAUGAACAAGACAAAACCAGACAUACACAUAUGAAGAAACUGAGUCGACUUAGAUGCAACUUGUUCGCAUGUUUCAUUGCUUUGUGGUCUUUUUUUUGUACGCCACCUUUUUGAUAUUAUUAGUGGGGUUUUUACAUAUAAAAGGUGAAGAUAACGAACAGUGAUCAAUCUCAUAAAUCCCAUAAGCAAUACAAAAUAGAUAAUUGGGCAAACACGGACCCCUGGACACCCCAGAGGUGGGAUCAGGUACCUAGGAGGAGUAAGCAUCUCCUGUCGACCGGUCACACCCGCCGUGAACUCUAAAUGUAGCGGGUUGACAAGGUCUCUGAAUACGGUUUCUGUCAUGAGCUCUUCGCUUCAAUAGCAUCACUGCAGUCAUGUUUACAAACUUAGAAUGAUCUUAGAACAAGAGUUUUGCUGCCCUAAAUUUAGGACGAACUUAUGGCGAGGUCUAAAUCUAGGAAAGCUUCGAGAACUUGACUUAAGACUAUAAGACGUGUCCUAAGACAUACUUAAGACACGUCUUAGUCCUAAGAUAGCUUCGUGAACAUGCCUGAAGAUCAUUACUAAACAAUGAAAAUAGAAAAGGUGAUAAAUUUACCUCUUGUCCGAUACCAACAUUACAAAUGAAACAUUCGGACACGUAUUCACUUACUUGUAUCUUUGAUUUAAUACUUUUUUGCACAUUUCUGAUGAAUCUAAAACAUUUUCCAUCUUAUUUUGUUUUUAAAAGAUUUGGCCCAUGUUUCCAAAGAUAUCAAAGGCCUUCUUGAAAUCUACCAAACUACAGAUUUUCUUUUUUGAUCAAUGCAAAUUUUCAAGAAACAUCUAUAACAAAAACAACGUCAGUUGUAUAAUAAACUUUAUUAAUUCCUAUUCGGUUCAUUUUCUUCAAAUAAGCCAUGGUUAUGCAAUGGAACAUGAGGUACAAAAAAUAUUGAACAAUAUGAUUAAUGGGAGAUACAUGUAUAUAAACAACAGAACUAAAAAAAAAACCCAGUACAUAUAGAUAGACAAGUUACUGAGAACAGGCCAAAUAAUAGAUUUUAGGAAAAUACAUUUUAUAUCAUUUGUUUAUAUCUAGCUUCAUGAUCAUAAACUGAGAAUAUACAAUACAAAUAUGUAUAUAUUCUUGCCUUGUUAAAAUUACACGAAUACUUUAUUGUCAUUUUGAAUCCAAUUUGAAAUAUCUCCAAAUGAAUUUAAUUGACUCAUAAAUAUGAAUGACAAUACUUUUGGUUCAAGUAGUUUUUCCGUAUUUCUGACAAAUCUUUCCACAUUAUAUACAAUGGUGUGUGGCUUGGUUUUUUUUUCUUUUUUUUUCUUUUCUGAAUCGCCAUUCAUACACCUGUACUCCGUUUGAAAAUUCAUUCAUAAAAUUCUGUCUCGUUUUCAAAAGAAAUAAAAAAAAAAUGUUGUUGGCCUUACGUUAUUGAAACUUAUAUGACGGGCAAGAUUUUUUCAAUGGACCACUGUCACCUAGUUUUAGGCCAUGAUAAACCUUGAUUUUAUAAUAGUAUCUAUAUUAUACAGGAAAACAAAACAAGGUUUGACAAUAUUCACCUUUUCAAAUGGUGGUGUUAUAGGGUUUCUUCUUUUUGUCUUGACUUUUUAGACGUAAAUCAAUUUUUUUUUUUAUCUUUCUCCCUUUCGACGGACAAAGACUCAUUUCAAUUUUAAUUCUUUCUAUUCAUAAUCAUUCCUUUUUUCAACGACGGAAAGCGGUAGCAUUAAGAAUGUAUUCAUUGAAAUAUAAUAUGCCCUCGUUAAAAUAAAAAUUGUUUUGCGCACCAAGUUUAACUGAAUAGCAAGGACAAUAACAAAAAUAUAUAUGUAAACAUGGAUUUGGUCCUUGCGACUUGUAGUAUAUCGCUACAAUACAAAUCAAAACGAUGGGUGGUAAAUGGAAAAUAAACAGUACAAAAUACAUUAAGAUUUAUAAUUAUAUUCAUUCAUUUAUAAAAGAAAAAUUAUUUAUGUCAUUCAUUAUUUUAAAUAUCUAUUCGUUCAUUUUCAUGCGUUUAAAUAAUGUAAUUGAUAUGGGUUUAUUUCUCCACUGAUUUAUUUUUGGAAACUAUUCAUAGCAUGUACUUUCAUUUAGCGUGUAUCUAAUUUAUUAUAGGAUUAAACAUUCUUUUUGAAGAAUUUAUAGAUGUGUAAACUCUGGACAUUUUACUCACAAACUGAAUAAAAGUGCGAAGCACUUUUUUGUUAAGUUUGUGAGUAAAAUGUCCGGAGUUUACACAUCGAUAAAUUCUUCAAAAAGAAUGUUUGAUUCUUAUAAUUCCAAUUCAUUCACUUUACUAACAAUUGUAAAAAAUUGAAUAGUUUCCCCGCACUAUGAUACUUGUUUUCAGGCGUGUAUGAAUACAUCGCGUUUUCGGAUUUAUUGAUGUAUAAACUCUUGUUCAGCUUUAUUUUUGUCCAAUCAAAACAAUUGUAAUAAAUAACAUUGGAAUUAUUUAGAUUUAUUCAUUUAUUUCAAAUAAUUGUGUAUGAUAUUUGUAUUUAUCCAUUGUUUAUGCAUGUACACUCACCAUGUAAUCAAUGAAUCAAUGUGAAGCUGACCCCUCCCUCCUAUAUAUAAGGAGUGUAGUGUGGUCAGUUUGACCCCCUGCCAUCAGGGUGUUGUUUUCGUCCAUAUUGCCCGGUACAUGUACUAGUUUUCUUAUCAAAAUCCCAUUCUCAGAAUACUUUUAUCCAUUUAAUUAUACAGUAUACUUUGUCUGUGAAGAAUCAUUCAAUAAUUAUCUACAUGUAUAAUGUCCAUAAUUAGAUCAAUUACACUACAGGUGUAUAGUACAAUAUGUCGUAUAACGUAAAAUUAGAUAUGGCAUAACUAUUUGGUAAUACCCCAAAACAAAAUUAAAUAAUAUUGUACAUUUGUAUACAUAAGAAAAUUGUGCGUUGGAUUUUUUCUUUCUUUUUUUUUUCUUUUUUUUUUUUUGUUUUGUUUUUUCCUGCAUAUAUUCAUUUUCUUAUGUAUUUUGUUUGUUUCUGCAAAAAAUUCUUUUCGGGAUUUAUUCUUCUGGCACCCCCGGGUCUGAGAAGAAAACAAGAGGAAACAUUUUCAACAGCUAAUCGCGACACUGAAUAUAUGUGCCGUAUUCUAUGAAUUGAUUUGAAUGAAAUUCUAGUAUAUACCGGUAUAUAGACUAGUAAAUAAAUGAUUUACUGUUGGAAGGCUUCAUAAAACAAAAACAAACAAACAAAAACAAAUAAAACACAAACAAACAAAAAACCAAUAAGAAUAUUUUGUUGCUUGUGUUGAACGCCUAGCUAGUGUGUUGUUUUAUUUCUAUUUUGUUUCCUUUUUCUUUAAAUGAUAUUUAUAUUUAAUAUAAAGUUUAAAGAAAUGUUCAGAAAACAACCGUAAUUAAGUAAAUAGUAUGCUAUCAAGCGGGCCACCUACAGAUCUUCCCAAAAAUGCGGUUUUGUACAAAAAAUGUUGUUUACAGAAAAGGAACAAUACAAACAGAGUACAAGGAAAUGAUAAUCCUACCCGGGGCGCUCCCGUGCAGACGUCGGUGGUACGUGUGACCCCUGUCUGACCUCGACGUCUUAUAACGUUUUGUCUGUUACAAAGGAUGUGCGUCACUAGCUGUUGUCUAAUUUGAAUAUGACUGCAAGGGGAAAAUAAUCAAAGACUUAAAUUGUUAGUCUCAUAUGUUUUAAAAAUCAUUUUAUAUCUUUUAAAUUGAAUUGUAUUCUUGCGUCGGCAGUUAUCACCCUUUCUAACCUCGUGUGUUUCCUUCCCACGCUGAGGAGGCCUCACUCUAUUUGAAUAUUUUUGAUGAAUGAAAAAGUGGUUCACGUAGUACAGAUGUGUGUAAGAAAAAGAGCGCGGUUUUAUAUGCCAGUCCCAUCCAACAUGCAACAAUAAUCAGCACCUUCAAAUUCAUGUUUUAAGGGGAAAACUGUUUGGAAGCAAGAUAGAACUUAAAGCUGGUCUCAAUUUCUAAGGUGAAGCACGGUGAUCUACCAAAACUUCCGGAAUUUAACCACGUGUCGAAGGUCAACCGAUGGAGAAAUCAGGAGAACUCUCCCGUUUGAGGAGCCAAGGACAAGGCAGCAAGCAUGGCAGGAUGAACCCACGGAGUAAGUCAGAGGGCUAUGGUGACAAAGUGAUUCAACAACUCAAUAACCUUAGGUCACAGAAUGAGCUGUGUGACUUUAAGGUCUCGGCAGGGGAAAAAUCAUUUCAGGUACACAAGGCCGUGCUAGCCGCCACGAGUGAUUACUUCCGGGUCAUGUUUGGGGGUGGUAUGGCGGAAAGUAAGCAGGACUCGGUGGAUCUAAAAGGUGUAACCGCAGACGGCUUACAGAUGAUUAUUGACUUCAUCUACAGCGGGGAGCUGCCAUUGCAAUACGACAACCUGACUGAAGCUAUUAACACAGCUAGUCACUUGCAAGUGUCUGCCGCUCUCGAUAUGUGCAGCGAUUUCAUCAUUUCCCUCAUGACGUUCGAGAACGCUCAAGAUUUUUUGUCUAUCGCCAACACGUAUUCGCUGGACAGAGUUUUAGAGCACUGGGACAGCAUGAUCCUCAGCAGUUUUGCCGAGUUCUCGGAGACGCAGAGUUUUCUUAAGAUGGACUCUGUCGCUUUGGUUAAGUACCUGUCAUCCAAUAUGCUACGGGCUAGCUCCGAGUUCAAGAUUUUUCAGUGUUUGGACAAAUGGUUUAAAUACAACCCCGCACGAAUAUCCAUUGACUGUAUCACUGUGCUUACACACGUGCGGUUUCCAUUGAUGUCGGAACGUGAGCUCGGAUUGGUCCAGGAGAGCGACUUAAUGAAACGUUGUCUGGGUGCGCUACAUUUAGUGACUAAAGGGUUCAAAUUCCACCUGGACUGUCGGGAAGGCCACCCUGUGAUCGAGGAACGAUCCAACAUCCGCACUGAAAUCCCUACCCUUGUCCUCAUCCAACCUCACAAUAGUUCCUCGUAUGUACCAUUUCAAAUUACAUCACACGAUCACGUGACCGGCAUAUUCUACCGACUCUUUUCCGACUUGAACGGAAGUCGAGAUUGUCGAUUGACCGUCAUAGACAAUUUCAUUUACGUUUGUAGAGUGGUGGAUUUCGGGGGCGGAUCCCUUUUGAGUUCACUGUUCCGGUUCGACCCCCGGCAUCUGUCUGGACAAGAGUUACGCCCGAUGCGGAGACUCCGUAUGGAUUUCGCUUUAGUGGCCCACGGGAGCUGUCUGUAUGUCUUCGGAGGUUCCACCGAGCAGUUCACCAUUAUGGACUCUGUUGAGUGUUAUAAUGUGGAGACCAAUUCGUGGGUGGAGUUACCGUCCCUACCGACGGCUCUACAUUCCCUUGCAGCCCUUACAGUCGAAAAUAAAAUCUACCUCUCGGGGGGCGUGUCUAGUCAGGACCGUCAACCCACGAACUCGUUUACAAUAUUUCAUCCGCAAUACCGAACGUACGAGACCCUUCCGGGAAUGUUUUACGCCAGAAGACUCCAUGAGAUGGUAUUUUUUCAGAAGAAGGUAUUCGUCCUUGGCGGUAUUCCCCGUCAGGGGGUUCCUCUUCAUGGACAAAUCCCCAUCGAGUGUUAUGACACGAGCGCCGCCCAGUGGACGAUGCUAUCCUCCACUCUGAGCGGUCGCUCCGUGGGCCACUACCUCAGUUUUCAAGGACUGAUUCUGUCCCUCGGCCAUGAACACCAUAACGCUAAGGAAGAUGAGAUCUGGACAUACGACCCAGUGCUUGAUGAUUGGACAAAAUACGCGAAAGCUCCGCAGCGAAUGAGUUUGAUGUCCGCCAUUUGUUCUGCCAUCUUUGUGAAUUUUUACGACGAGAAGGUGGCGAAAACAUUUCUUAGAGACAAAUAAAAGAGUUGUUUUGAAUUGUUUUUAAAUAA